Rubroshorea leprosula is the source of this 5363-nucleotide messenger RNA. The record is from the annotation of a GenBank genome assembly. NCBI's taxonomy places the organism in Eukaryota, Viridiplantae, Streptophyta, Magnoliopsida, Malvales, Dipterocarpaceae.
AUUGGAUUGGGAGUCUCAGCAUUCAGCAAAAAUUGCGAAAAUCAGUCAGGUUCAUCAUCAUCAUCAUCAGUGAUGGGUAGAAAAAAGCAAGCCAAUCCUCGAAGAUCAGGGGGUUUACUAAUACACAGCAAUGGCAGUAGUGACCCUGUGUUGGGCAAACACGAAGAACCCAACAACGUUCAAAAUGAAAGGGAGGAACUUGUCAGUGCAGAACCUCCCUUUUUUGUGGAGGUUGAUAGGACUUGUUUUCUCUCUAAUGACCACCUCGAUAUAUCUGAAGUUGUUCUCACUGAUUUGAAUUGGAGGGAAGGUUUUACUUGUUCUGGAAUCAGUGAGGACUUCUACCAGGACUCUGCGUAUUCCUUAAGGUUUCGAGUGCUUAACAUUAAUCAGUUCACUGGUCGUAUUAAGCUGGGGCAUUGGCCUAUCUUAUCUUCUGCUGAUGUAUCUUUGGAAUUCAUACACAAAAGCACUUCUGAUGGUGUAGACAUGCAUUCAGUUAUUUUAUCAGGGGGUUUUGAUGGUCCAGAUGAAGCUAUUUCUGGUCUUGUUCACUUAGCAAGUUUGAAAUUUCUCACUUUGAGGCCAGUUUUUGGGGCUAUGGUCUCACAAGCUUCUUCAUCUUUUAGAGUGAGGGUUGAGAUACUAAGGAGUGUUUUUGAUGACUGCAAUUCACUUUUGGAGAAUACUAGGCAGCUAUGGAAAAAGAGUAUGAUGAAUGUCAUGGCAUGGCUGCGCCCUGAAGUACUUACUUCUGAGGCUCGCUAUGGAAUAAGUAAAUCAAUGAAAAUGGAAGUUGAUUUACAUCCAGAGAUGGAGGAUGGUACUUCUCGACCCAGGAAACGUGUAAGAUUUGAUGUAUCUGGGUUUUAUGAGGCCAUAAAACCAUCCAAGGAGAACCCAAUACUUGAAGAUGACACUCCUAAUUUGCUCCCUGUACUAAGACCCUAUCAACGCCGUGCAGCUUACUGGAUGGUACAAAGAGAGAAGGGAAAUCCAGGAAUUGUGGACAAAACAGAAUGGAGUCAGUUUCUUUCUCCUUUAUGCAUCCCUGUGGAUUUUCUCGAUGCUUCUUCAAAGAUGUACUAUAAUCCAUUCAGUGGAAAUGUUUCGCUGCACCCAGAGCCCGCUUCUCCCUAUGUAUUUGGUGGUAUUCUGGCUGAUGAGAUGGGUUUGGGGAAAACUGUUGAGCUGCUUGCUUGUGUGUUUGCUCAUCGGAAGCCACAGUCUGAAGAUGGCAUGUUAAGUGAUACCACAGCACAAGCUAAUGGGGAUGGAAAAGUCAGUCUCAAAAGAUUAAAGAGGGAACGUGUUGAGUGCAUAUGUGGCGCUGUGAGUGAAAGUCGAAAAUACAAAGGAUUAUGGGUACAGUGUGAUGUUUGUGAUGCUUGGCAACAUGCAGAGUGUGUUGGUUAUUCACCUAGAGGAAAAGCCAACAAAACCAAUGAGAUAGCUGACGAGCACGGGCAGGAGCUGAAGUCAUCAGUUAAAUCACACAAGCGGACAAGAAAAAAGGAUGACACCUAUAUUGUUGUCAGAGAUGGGGACUAUAUUUGUCAGCCAUGUUCAGAACUGCUACAAGCUACUGACUCUCCCAUCCCUACAGGUGCCACUCUUAUAGUCUGUCCAGCACCUAUAUUAUCCCAAUGGCAUGCAGAGAUUAUACGUCAUACACGUCCAGGUUCCUUAAAAACUUAUGUCUAUGAAGGCGUGCGGAUCUCUUCACUUUCAAGUACAUCUGUAGCAGAUAUAAGUGAACUUGUCAGUGCUGACAUUGUAUUAACAACAUAUGAUGUGCUUAAAGAAGACCUCUCACACGAUUCUGAUAGGCGGGAAGGUGAUCGACACUUCUUGAGAUUCCAGAAGAGGUACCCUGUCAUUCCUACUCUUCUAACCAGAGUAUUUUGGUGGAGGGUUUGUUUGGAUGAGGCUCAAAUGGUGGAGAGUAAUACUGCUUCUGCCACAGAAAUGGCUUUGAGAUUAUAUGCUAAACAUCGCUGGUGCAUCACAGGAACUCCAAUACAGCGCAAACUUGAUGACUUGUAUGGACUUUUAAGAUUUCUUAAAGCAAGUCCCUUCAAUGUUUCUAGGUGGUGGGUAGAAGUUAUACGAGAUCCAUAUGAGAGGAGAGAUGGCAGAGCUGUGGAAUUUACUCAUAAUUUUUUUAAACAAAUCAUGUGGCGUUCUUCAAAAAUACAUGUUGCAGAUGAGUUGCAGCUUCCCCCUCAGGAGGAGUGCCUCUCUUGGCUAACUUUUUCACCAAUUGAAGAACAUUUUUAUCAGAGGCAACAUGAAACUUGUGUGAGUUAUGCCCGUGAAGUUAUUGAAAGUUUGAAAGAUGAUAUCAUGAAAAGAGAAGUCUCAGGUACCAGUUCUUCCAUUUCUUCUUUUGAUCAUUUCAUCACUGACAUGGAGGCCGCAAAGUUGCUGAGCUCACUCUUGAAGCUUCGCCAGGCCUGCUGUCAUCCUCAAGUGGGAAGCUUUGGGUUGCGUUCUUUGCAACAGGCCCCAAUGACUAUGGAUGAAAUAUUGAAGGUUCUUAUAAGUAAGACCAAGGUAGAAGGGGAGGAAGCUCUCAGGAAGUUGGUUAGUUCUUUAAAUGGGCUUGCUGGAAUAGCUUUAAUACAGAAAGAUCUUCCUCAAGCAGUAUCAUUGUACAAUGAAGCUCUAGAUAUAACUCAAGAGAACUCUGAAGAUUUUCGCUUGGACCCUUUAUUAAAUAUUCACAUACAUCACAAUCUAGCUGAAAUACUUCAGGAGAUUGCAAACUCAACCAAGCCACCCCACUCAGGGAUACAACAGUUCUCUGGGAGCAUCCAUAUCAAUGAACAGUGUAAUCAAAAUACUGCUAAGAGGAAAAAACUGUGUGGUGAACAGAAUCUAGAUUCUCUUGAUGAGACAGAGAAUCAACCAGCUCAUGUAUUUGACGUAUCAGAGAAUGGUUUAAAUGGUGUCCAAGAUUGUAAUGAUCAAUUCCAUAUGUCACCCAAGCCCUUCAAUGCUGUAUCUUUGAAAAUUACAUGCGAGAAUUUAAAACAGAAGUACUUAUCCACAUUUACUGCAAAAUUAUCUGCUGCUCAACAAGAAUUCAGCAAAUCAUGCAUGCAGGUAAGCAAUGCAGUUAGUCAAAUCAAAGAUCAAGACAGAGUUUGGUGGUUGGAAGCUCUUCACCAUGCUGAGCAGAACAGUGACUUCUCUAAAGAGUUGAUCAGAAAGAUUGAAGAAUCUAUCUCAGGAUCACUGAAGAAUUCACGUUCAUCAAAAAUGACUUCUCGAUUUCGGAGCAUAACUGGUCUGAAAUAUCAUAUCCAGACUGGUUUAGAUCUUCUUGAAGCCUCAAGGAAAACAUUACUUGAUCGCAUUCAAGAAAUUGACGAAACAAUGGAAAACCCAAAAGAGGAGGAUAUCAAACGUGUAAGAUACUGCCGAAGUUGCCAGGUUGUUGGCAAUGGCCCCAUGUGUGUUCAUUGUGAACUAGAUGAAUUGUUUCAGGAUUAUGAAGCAAGGCUCUUUCGUGUAAAUAAAUCUGAUGGAGAGAUGGUUAAAUCUGCUGAAGAGGCAGUAGAUUUGUGGAAGAAGAACUCUGCCCUCAAUCGUUUCUAUUGGAAUUUAUCACAGAAAAAUAAGAAUUCAGCUUCCUCAAGUGUUGAUAAUGAAGAUUUGAAGAGAGAUGUUGGAGAGAAAGUGGUGGUUUCAAAAUCUCCCUCUGAGUUGGAGGUUGCUCUUGGAGUUAUAAAGAGCUUUUGCAAGGUUCAGUUAGGGAGGGAGGGUACGUCAGCAGCCAACAAGCAGAUUCACAUUCUGGAGGGCAUGAGAAAGGAGUAUCGACAUGCAAGACUGUUGGCUAUUGCUCAAGCUCAAGUUCUCCGUGCUCAUGAUGAAAUUAAGAUGGCAACCACAAGAUUGCGCCUAAGAGAAGAUGAGAAUGAUACAUCUAUUGAUGCUUUAAGUCCAACUGAAUUAGAUUCAGCUAAUGUGGAGAACUCCAGUGAAAAGUUCAUGUCUUCAACCUUGCUGUCAAGUAUAAAAGGAAAACUUCGAUAUUUGAAGGGAUUGGCAUUAUCCAAAAAUAAAUCAUCAACGGGCUCAGAUGAUUCCUCAGUAACUCAAGAUUUGGCUACUAUGUCACCCUCUGCAGAGCAAAAACCUACAUAUUCAGUUAAAGUUAACGAGGAAGCAUGCCCAAUUUGUCAAGAAAAGCUAAGCACUCAAAAGAUGGUUUUUCAAUGUGGGCAUAUUACUUGCUGUAAAUGUUUCUUUGCAAUGACAGAGCAGAGAUUGCCUCAUGACAAUAAGUCUCAAAAAAAAUGGGUAAUGUGCCCAAUAUGCCGACAACAUACGGAUGUUGGAAAUAUUGCCUAUAUAGAUGAUAGAGAAACCAAAGUGUGCAAUUCUGCUCUCCCUCCCACAAAUCAAGGUGGGGAGGGUGAAGCAUCUUUGAUUGUUCAAGGUUCAUAUGGAACAAAGAUAGAAGCUGUCACAAGAAGGGUCUUAUGGAUCAAGUCUAGAGAUGCCAAAGCUAAAGUUCUGGUUUUCUCAAGUUGGAAUGAUGUUCUUGAUGUGUUAGAACACGCAUUUGCUGCCAACAGUAUUUCCUACAUCAGAAUGAAAGGUGGAAGGAAAUCGCAUGUUGCCAUCAGUGAAUUUAGAGGACAGAAAAGUGGAGUGAAAGUAACUCAAAAGAUACAUGGCAAGUAUCAAGAACCAAACCAUGUUCAAGUGUUAUUGCUUUUAAUCCAACAUGGAGCAAAUGGCCUGAAUCUUUUAGAAGCACAGCAUGUUAUUCUUGUGGAACCAUUGCUGAAUCCAGCGGUGGAAGCACAAGCAAUCAGCAGAGUCCACCGAAUUGGACAGGAGAAUAGGACCCUUGUUCAUCGUUUCAUGGUUAAGAACACGGUUGAAGAGAGUAUACAUAAACUGAACAGAAACAGGAAUUCAGAAUCAUUCAUCAGUGGGAACACCAAGAAUCAGGAUCAGCCAGUUCUGACACUGAAAGACAUCGAAUCCCUGUUUGCAGUAGUUCCUUUGGCUUCUGCAGCAGCAAAAACUAAUGAAAGUGAGGACCUGAGACAAUUACCUCCUUCAGUGGCGGCCGCAAUUGCAGCUGAGAGGAGACUGAAGGAAAACACUACAGUGUGACAAUUCUUUGGUACGUUCAUCUGAAUAAGCUCACACUCUUCAAAUGAAUGUGGCGACGAAGUUUGUGUAACCAUGAUAAUUGGGUUCAUGUUGUUGUAAAUAUGAAAUUUGUAUAACAACUGACCAAGUCUGUGCUUCAAAUUACAUAGGCUAAUCAAUUGAUAGGGAAUUAGGUUGUAUAUGCAUAACCAAUUUAAAACAACGUUAAUUCUGUCAAAAAUGUU